UUCCUGGUCCUACGACCCACCUCGAGGCUGCAGCUCACCCCUCACCGGGUCUCUCGCUGGUCCAGAGGGCUCGGGCACAUCCAAAGCUCCGUGGAGAAGGGGCUGGAGGGUGGGAAAAUCAUUCUGUACACACUCCAUAUAAGAAAGACGAGACCCAUCGAGGAUUCAGUACGGAGUCAACUGGAAAUUGGAGAUGUUGGACACGAUGGCCCCUGCCCUGCAGGACCUGGGCAGGCAGGUGCUGCCCACGCUGCCCUCGCUGAGCCAGGAGGAAGUCUCUAUUAUCUGGGGGAAUGUUUCAGAAUUUGUGCAAUGGCAGUUAACCCUGCACAAGGGGGUUCAUAUUCCAGGAUUUGGAACUUUCACUUUCAUGAGACAAAAGCUUGAGGUGGGAAACAACAAAUUUAUCUUAAUCCAGAGGCCUGUGUUUAUCAUGGCAGAGAAGCUAGUGCAGAUCCAUGGACUAAAACAAAACAAAGUAUACACUCCUGGUGAUAUCCCAAUUGUUCCACUUAAUUUUGUCAUGAUAGCCCUGGAGGGUCCAUUUAACAGAGAUGUAGUGGAAGGAUGUGUGAAGGAGACGUUGCUUUUUUUAUCGCGAUCCAUUUCCAUGAGACAAAAUGUGGAGUUUACAUUCAAAGGAAUUGGGGUCCUCAUGAUCAGAGACAGCAAAGUGAAGAUGAGGUUUUAUAAAGACUUCCUUUGUACCAUGGAUGGAAGUGGGGCUUUGGCAAAGGCCCUAGCAAAUAGGCCUGGCACUGUGGACUCGGUGUUGUCUAGCAGAGAUGCCUUGGUGAAGCGGCCCAACAGUGUGCUUGUGUUUCCAAAGAUUGAGCUCAAGGAGAUGGAGAACAAACUGCCUAUGGAGACCCUUGUAGAAGAAUGUGGAGCGAAUAGAGAAAGGAAGUGCAACUUAAAAGACCAGUCAGACAAAGAAGGCAUCAGAGAUAUCCCAUCACCCAAGAGACUUCGAGACAGACAAGCUUUGUUUCCUGCCAGAGUGACAAAUGUCAGUUUGCUAGAAAAGUCUGAGAGAAGUGGGAGUGGUGGGAAGAUUAUGACCCCUGAAAGCUUAUCAUCUUCAGAUUGUCUGAAACAUGACAGUGAGAUGAAGCCCAAAACAUCUCCAGCUUGCCAGGAUCAUAAUAAGGCAGGACAGGAAAUGUGCUAUGUGUGUUUGCAAAGAGCCCAACGAAAUUCCCCGUUGUACUACAGUGAGGAAAGGAGGAAGAGAGAGAUAGAAGAUGAGAGACUCAUACAGCAAUAUCAGAUGCUGAAAGAUCAGGAGGCUCUCUUCAGACACCAGAUGAAAAGUUUGGCUAUUAGAGAACAGAAUCAGAAAAAUGCUGCCUAUAAUCUCGGAGUUGCGGAAGCCAUAAGAAACCACAAGAAUGUGAAAUCAGAAUUUUAUAAAUCCUUCCUAUUUGACAAACGGCCACUCAGUCCUGCACUUAAUGCUCUUAAGCAGGAGGAAUAUUCCCAGAGUCUCCUGAAACAAAUGGAUAACAGACGGGAAAACGAAAUAAAGCAAAGACAAAACAGAGAGUUGAUGGACCACCUGGAACAAGUGCAACUUACAGAGGAACUUUGUGCGCAAAGAGCGAAAUUUUUAAAAGACAAGAAGGAAGAAACAGAGUGUUACAAGCGAGCUUUGGAUGCACAGAUAAAGAACAAACCCUCCCAGCUGCCCCUCUUUGAGCCAGACUCCUCCGAGCCCAUCUUUGGUAAGGAUGAGGGUGAACUGGUGGUGGAAAAGCAAAAGCGAGAACAGAAAUACAUGAAACACCAGCUGGAGGCAGCUGCUAACCACAAGAGGAAAGCCAUUCUGCAUCAACUGGUGGACCAGAGGCGGGAUUUACAAAUGCUUCAGAGGACACAAAGAGAGCACUUAGCAGACAAAACUGCUGAGCUGGAGCGAGUAAAAAGAAUCAACCAAUGCUUACAGGAGGACUGGGAAAGGAGUGCUGCGAUGAAGCAGCAGCGAGACCUGGAGGAGAAGGCUUUCGAACGGGCUUCAGACAAACUGUUUCUCCUAGACCAAUGUGAGAAGUAUCGGCGCUGCAAGCAGUGCCAGAGGCGCACCUCCAAUGUGGGCGAGAGCAACCUGUGGCCCCUGAACAAGUUCCUGCCUGGCUCCCGGUUGCUUGUGUAAAACUCAGUUUGGAUCUGCAUUUCCCGGGGACAGUUUUUAUCUUUUACAUGUUUGGGGGUGAUUGUGAAACUGCAAAUUUUUACCUCAGAGAAAAAAAAUCAUUGUUUAGGUUUGGUGCUUUCAUUAGAUUGCUUGUUAAGCCCUUAUUGAAUUCACUCCUGCCUUCCUCCCAUCCCCACUUAUUUCCUAUUCUUGUCUCUGAUGGCAGUGAAGGUGUCUGAAUGGUCCCCAGGGCUAGAACCUGCUGCCACAGGGGCUGGGAAAGGGACCCAGCUUCAUUAUGGCUGCUGUGGUGCUGCUGACCCAGCCCUGCUACUCCCUUUCUGACUUUGUGUACGAAACUUUUUUCGUCUGUAAUGAAUAGUGGCAUAAUAAAUAUUUUCUAAGGGCC
Saimiri boliviensis boliviensis (Bolivian squirrel monkey) is the source of this 2543-nucleotide messenger RNA. It is a transcript of the gene CCDC81, whose product is annotated as coiled-coil domain containing 81. Gene Ontology annotation, cellular component: microtubule organizing center. NCBI's taxonomy places the organism in Eukaryota, Metazoa, Chordata, Mammalia, Primates, Cebidae. The record is from RefSeq and is a predicted model, not a curated record.